Siniperca chuatsi (mandarin fish) is the source of this 2927-nucleotide messenger RNA. Its product is annotated as olfactory receptor 142-like. Gene Ontology annotation, biological process: G protein-coupled receptor signaling pathway. The record is from RefSeq and is a predicted model, not a curated record. The transcript has a single exon. Gene Ontology annotation, cellular component: membrane. Gene Ontology annotation, molecular function: olfactory receptor activity; G protein-coupled receptor activity. Lineage: Eukaryota; Metazoa; Chordata; Actinopteri; Centrarchiformes; Sinipercidae. The coding region runs from base 922 to 1857 and encodes 311 amino acids.
AAGAUCAUGGUUUGGGUUCAAAUAAGUAUGUUACGUAAGUUACGCAACUAACGUAAGUUAACCCCGGUCUCCUGGGUGAAAGUCCUUUGUUUGUUUGUGCUGUCCAUCCACCCCACCACCUACAUAAGCAGACUUUCUAGCUCUUUAUACAACGUCACCUGACUUCCUGGUUUGCUCCCGUCAUAAUUACCAUGACCACUAGAGGUCACAUCCUACAAUAAACAUAAACAUGGGCCGUAAUAAGCAGCUUUCACAAUCAACCCAUGCGGCUGUUUUUCUGGUGAGGGCGGGCAGUACUUGUCCAGGGUGUACACAGCGUCUCGCCCCCAUAACCCUGAACAGGAUAAAUAGGUAUAGAUAAUGGACAGAAUUUUUAUGAUUUAGAAGAAAACCAUUCCUAUUUCUUUAUAGUUAAUUUAAACUAAGGUGUUAUACAAAGUUUUCUUUUUUGCUGACAUUAAUUAAACAUCAGUAUCAGUGGGACCUUUCAUAAUGAGGCCACUCUGCUGAGGUGUGUGUGUCCUCUGUCUUGAAAAGUUUAAAAGAAGUUCGAGCAGAGUUUCAGCUCAGUUAGGAGGGACUCACAGUAUGACUACAGCAGGACAGCAGGUGAAUGCUAAAAUUCUCACAAUGUCUCAGAUGUUUUAUUAGUAAGUUCUAACCUAAGCAUUAUAUUGACUUUGAAAAGAAAAUGGUACAUUUGAGGUUGUUUGUUAAAAUUGUAUUCAUGAUAAUGAAUGUGUUUAGUAUUAUUAUGUUGUCUUCUGUUUAUAUGAGCUUGAUGUUUCAGCUGCACAUUGUGCAAAACAAGCAGACAUUUGAAACUGUUCCAUUAUAACUACCAGUUAAAUCUACAACAAAAUGUAACAAACGUGUUGCUUUGUGUGCACAGUAGAGUUGGCAGGAACCAUAAGGAAGAUCAUGGUAAACUCUACACAGGUUACAUAUUUCACACUUGCUGCCUACUUUGACACAGGGCUGUUUAAAUACUUCUGUUUUAUGAUUGUUAUGUCUCUAUAUGCUUUUAUUGUUUUUGCCAAUGUUUUGCUCAUCGUGGUUAUCUGCAUGAACAGAAGCUUACAUGAACCUAUGUACUUUUUUCUGUGCAGCCUGUUUGUAAAUGGAUUGUAUGGUAGUACGGGGUUGUUUCCUUUCCUUCUGGUUCAGAUUUUCUCUGACAUUCACACUAUUUCUGCUCCCUUUUGUUUCCUGCAGAUUUUCUGCGUGUACUCAUAUGGAAGUGUAGAAUUUUUAAACUUAGCCAUCAUGUCUUAUGACAGAUACCUUGCUAUCUGUUGUCCUCUACAAUACAAUACACUUAUGACAUCUAACAAAGUUGCCAUUUAUAUUGCUGUAAUAUGGUUACCCCCAAUUCUUGUAAAUUUUUUUACACUUCCUUUGAUUGUCCCUUUACAGCUGUGUGGGAACAUCAUUAACAAAGUGUACUGUGACAACCACUCUAUUGUGAAACUGGCCUGCUAUGACACCACAGUCAAUAACAUCUAUGGCCUCUUUGUUAGUGCCUUUUCAGUCUUUGGUCCACUAAUUUUAAUCAUUUACACUUACAUGAUAAUUUUUAAAGUAUGUUUUUCUGGUUCUAAACAGACCAGACAAAAAGCUAUCAGUACCUGCACACCUCACCUUGCUUCCCUUCUGAACUUUUCUUUUGGGGCUUGCUUUGAAAUAUUACAAAGCAGGUUUAACAUGAACAAUGUACCCAAUUUGUUGCGAAUUUUUUUAUCGUUAUACUUUCUUACAUGCCCGCCACUCUUCAACCCUGUAAUGUAUGGCCUGAAUCUGUCUAAAAUCCGUGUUGCAUGUAAAAGUCUGAUAUUAAAUGAACACUAUUGGCAUUAGCAGUUACCUCAGUCACAUUAGUAAGGAUUUGCCUAUUUUCUUUAAUGUUAUAGGACCUUUGUAUUAUUCUAACCGUGCAUUGUGUUAUAGUUUUAAAUAUAAAGUACAUUUACUUAUACUUUUUAAUCUGUUUUGCUAUUGUAAAUAUAGAGACACAACAUCCACAGUAGUAAAGUAGUAGUAAAGCUGCACAACAGUUUUAGAAACAGUUGCGUUCACCAUGUUGUGUCAGAUUAGAGAAAUUAGCUCAAUAUAUUUAAUAGCAGAAGGGAUAUCAAAAGCACUUUGUAAUCAUAUAAUAGCACGUUUACCACAUUUUACUAAGACUGUGGGAGGGGUAACUGAAGUAAAUAAUUAUAAUUACUACCAGUUGGCUUGACUUUAAUCGCAACUUAAUAAUUUCAAAACAUUUUGAUGCAACUGCAAUAGGUUGAGACAGAGGUCAGAUCUCUUUCAGUUUUCAUGUAUGUCAGGCAGAGUCACAGGUGAAGCCAGGCACUGCUGCACACCUAUGUACCAGAGUAUCUAAAAGCCUAUGCCAGAGUGCCCUUUGUGGAAGUCUGGCCAGGUUACAGUACAUAAAGACAAAUAAAUAUAGAUAUAUGAUAUCAACACUUUACAUAUACAUAUGUGAGUCCACCUGCUUUGUUCACUAAGUAUACAAAUAAGUGUACUUAAAAUUCCUGAAAAUUGAGUUAAGUUUUCUGUCAACACAUUUAUUCUGUUAUUUCCUGCUGAAUCUAAUAGUAGCCUGUACACAUCUACCAUGGACAAGGGAUAUAACUUAAUACACUUAAUUUUACAUAGUAUUGUCUUUUUUUUUCAUGUUAAUUUUCCUACUUGUUCAACUGUUUUCUCUGCAAAGAUGACACCUAUUACAUGUUUGUCCUGGAGGAGGGAUCCCUCCUCUACAGUUAUUCCUGAGUUUUUGGAAGGACGGUUUUUUGUGUGUGGAGUUUUUAGACUCAAGGCUGUAACAAUGGAGCGUGUCCAGAGAUUGUAAAGACCUCUGAGGCAAAUUUGUAGUUUAUGAUUUUGGGCAGUAUAAAUAAAAUGGACUUGACUUGAAA